AUGGCUUCUAGGGAUUUCCUGGGCGGGUUCGGCCGGGAUGGAGGGCAAGCGCCUGCGGGUGGCGCCGCCGCAGGGGCCGGCGGGGAGUCGGACGACAUCGAGCUCAGCCUCGGCCUGUCCCUCGGCGCCAACCCGUCGCAGGACGGGAAGCAGCCGCCGCGGCUCCUGCGCUCGUCCUCCAUCGCCUCGAUCUGCUCCUUGCCUGCCACCAGCUGCGGGGGGGCGCAGGACGCCGCCGCCGCCGCCACCGCGCCUCCGCCGGACCAGCUGCUCCGCACCUCCUCCCUCCCCACCGAGUACAUGGAGGACCGGCUCCGCCGCCGGGCGAUGCAGAGCCAGCGACGCCUCGAGGCCAAGCGCAAGCGUCUCGAGCGCCGGAACUCCAUGAACUCGGGAAGGCCAGUUCCGGCGCCCGGUGGUGGUACCGCCGGCCGCGACGAUGGCCUUGAGCACACGGUCCCCAGCGGCUUCCAGCUCCGCCGUACCGUCGCCGCCUUGAUGACGGCGGGUUCGCCAACGCCAAGCCGGCCGCAGCAAGGAUUGGCGGAACGCCGUGCAGAGGCGAGUAGCCCGGCGGCCGCCCCCAGGUCGUCGGACGGCGUGAGCGUCGGGCAGAGCAGCUCCCAUGUCCCGAAGGAGGCAACAACCGCCGGAGGAAGGCCGCCGUCAGACGGCGGCGCGGCCUGCCACGAGCAGCAGCCUCCGGCGGCGCCGCCGCUGCGCACGCUGCGGUCGCUGACGAUGCGGAGGGCGAGCACGGGCGACCUCCGGAACACCAUGGCGGAGGACAUGCCGAUGGUGUCGUACAAGGUGGCGGAGGGCCCCGGCGGCGGCGGCGGCCGGAAGACCGACGGGUUCCUGUACAAGUACAGGAAGGGGGAGGAAGUGCGGAUCGUGUGCGUCUGCCACGGCAGCUUCCUCACGCCCGCCGAGUUCGUGAAGCAUGCCGGCGGCGGCGAGGUGACCAACCCGCUGCGCUAUAUUGUCGUCAACCCGCAGCGGUCGGUGUUCUUGUAG
Miscanthus lutarioriparius is the source of this 1017-nucleotide messenger RNA. NCBI's taxonomy places the organism in Eukaryota, Viridiplantae, Streptophyta, Magnoliopsida, Poales, Poaceae. The record is from the annotation of a GenBank genome assembly.